Molecule: messenger RNA, 690 nt
Organism: Rubroshorea leprosula
Lineage: Eukaryota; Viridiplantae; Streptophyta; Magnoliopsida; Malvales; Dipterocarpaceae
Source: the annotation of a GenBank genome assembly
CUGCGAAAUCUGCAUGGAACCCAAGAGCCAAAACGAGUCCUUUAAAAUCAAGGGGUGUUCUCAUUCCUAUUGCACUGACUGCAUAACCAAAUAUGUCGCCUUGAAAUUGCAAGAUAACAUUACGGGGAUCAGGUGCCCAGUACCCAAUUGCAGUGGACUGUUAGAACCCGAGGACUGCCGCCGCAUUCUCCCGCCAGAGGUGUUCAAUCGGUGGGAGGAUGCUCUGUGUGAGGGGAUGCUUCUUGGGUCUCAGAGGUUUUAUUGCCCGUUCAAAGAUUGUUCCGCGCUUCUGAUUGACGAUGGAUUGCAGCAGGUGAAGGAAUCGGAAUGUCCCAAUUGUUUUAGACUGUUCUGCGCUCAGUGCAAGGUCCCAUGGCACACUGGCCUCGAAUGCGCGGAGUUUCAGAAAUUGCGCAAGGAUGAAAGAGAGCGUGAACACAUCAUGGUGCUGAACCUAGCACAGAACCAGAAUUAGGUGAGAUGUCCAACAUUGUUGUGGAGAGGAUAGAAGGUUGCAAUUACCUCAAAUGCAGGUGUGGAUAUUCCUUCUGUUACAAAUGUGGUGGACCAUCAUGUCCAAGCACUCAUGUGUGCCCUCGUUGCAAACAUGCUUAGAUUUAGAUGUUAAUUCAUGAACAGAAUUAUACUGUUCCUAGCUUUCAGAAGUGACACUAAAGUUCAUGGGUGAUG